CGUUAAUGGAAAUACAGAGCUAUAAGCUUACGCACAGAGCUUGUCGCACUAAUCUGGUAGUAUUGAUAAGACCGGCUACUUUGUAUUAAUUACAAAAUUCAAUCUCAGUCGCGCUGCUCUCUCGCUUCCGGAGAUUAGAUAGAUAAUAAGAAGAGGAUACCACAAAGCAAUUGGAACAAGCAUGGUACGCUCUUACUUUACAUGCCAAGGCAUUGUAAUUACCUUUGCAUUGAUUUGUCUUGUGAGGACUUUUGGAUAUGUCUUGGUGAAGGAUAUCCAUCUAAGGAUGGCCCUCGUUGGAUUCAUUAUUACAAAUAUAGUUUUCGUUGAUCUCUUCAGAAUAUUUAUCACAGCAGUUGGUGGAAAUGCAGAUAAAAGUGAAACAAAUUCCGCUUCUGGGCCACCAGGUGAAGACACCAGAGCAGAACAGCCAACCGAAAAGGAAACUGGUGACUGGUGGUUCGCGGAUGAAAUGAGACAGCUAAAUAGCAUACUAACAAGUCUUUCCCUCAGUUGUUUAACCUUCUCAGUUGUGAUGGGUGCAGCUUCUACUUUUGUUUCUGCUCAAGAGAUUCAGUGGAUGGCACAAGCAUUUUCCGUCUCAAAUCUUAUAUGUUCUGUUUCACUUGUACUAUUCAUGAAAGCUCGUCCUGUCCAAACAUGAAAUUAAAAUGUUUGAUGUCUGCUGAAAAAAGUGACUUUACUUUCAUGAGGAAUGCAAAUGUUUUGUUUUAGUGUUUAUUAAACUAGAUUUUUCAGA
Molecule: messenger RNA, 760 nt
Organism: Parasteatoda tepidariorum (common house spider)
Lineage: Eukaryota; Metazoa; Arthropoda; Arachnida; Araneae; Theridiidae
Source: RefSeq, a predicted model, not a curated record